CGCCGAACAUUAGAAAGGUUUGGGGUUGAUUUAGGCUUCUAAUUUUUUUUUUUUUAAAUGCAGAAGUUACAUUUCUCCACUCUCAUCAGUCAUGGAUUGAAAUACAUUUUACACAUAACUGAAAGCAGCUUGCUAAACCCUGUGAUGAGUUUUGCAUUGUCAGACACAUAUAGAGAGAGAUACCUACAAAUUGAAGAAUGGACUUAAAUAGAAGUUGUGUUUUUCUAUUGAUCUGAUACAAGUGGGAAGGAAAAGCAUCACUUGAGUUUAAAAAGUGCCCCUCUGACACCAGUAAUACUAUCUGUUAUUGGAGAAUAAAAACAACCUGAGGUUUUGGAUUUUAUUUUCUUAUACCAGUAUAAAUAAGUAAUGUGGUAAGACAUAUUUUAACUGGCUUAGGAACUGGUUCCAGCUUUCUGGAUUAUUUGUAUACUUCAAUAUUUAAUUCCUUUUUAAAUCUUUUUUGUCUUUGUUUCGUGAACUACAGUUUUGUAGAAAAAAAAUACUUUCAGAUUAAUGAUGUCUACCUUUAAUUUUUACUUUUCUCUCAAUUCCAGUUGCUGUAAAGUUAGUCAAAUUUAAGAAGAGAUGGAGACAAUGUGAUGGUACAUAGAAUAGACUGCACAUAUCAGAAAGCUGUGUUUUAAUCAACAACUAUAAAAUUUCUAUGGUCUCGUUAGGUGCUACUCUACGUCUAGAAUCCUGUCUGAAUAAAAAUAGUGAUGCUAUGCUUUUCUGAGACAUUCAGCAUUGCAAGCUGACUUCUGUGGAAGCUGCAAGAUCUGAGGUGCUUUUGAAAAUCUUGCCAAAGUGUCAGAGGAGGAAAGCAAAGAUAUCAAAUUAUCACUAUGCUUUUAUCUUUUGAGGCAGGACUGUGGUGCACUAGGGAAGUGGCUUCAUUGCCAAACGGAUCAUCUUUCCUUUUAGAUCUCUCCCACCCCGUUCCUACCUAAUCCUCUUCUGACAAGAAAAAUACUGCAAUAAUACAAGUACCCUGAGAGCUGUGAGUGUAGAUCUGGGGUAUUAAAGAAAAUGUUUGCUGGUAGAACUAUGACAUGUGAUUGUGUGUGGUAAUGAUGACAUGUUGUGACUGCAUAAGUUUUAUAUAAAAAUGUUCUUUUAUAUUCAAAUGGUUGAAAGAUGCCGGAUGUCUGUUUUGGAGAGCUGAGGAAUGGGAAGGAAUGCUUUAUGAGUGUUUGACAGGUUAGGGAAGGGAGAGUUCUUCAGAUAUACUUCCUUUCUAUAGGAUGACUGUAUUCCUCAAUACUGCCUGUCACUGCAUCCUUACUGCUGCUCAGAAGAUACAGCUCUAGCCUGGGACCUGCUUGAACUGCCUGUGAACCACAUACAACUGAAGAACUACUGGUUGCUCAUCCUUGUCUCUUUUAUAGCCAGUAUGAAUACUAACCAGAGGCAAAAACUGUGUGAAGUGGGACUGAUGGGAAACAGCUGGUUUCUGAUACUGCAUAUGAACUCUUUGAGCAGGGAUUUAUUGCAGCUAAUAUUUAUGCAGGAUUUUUUAAAAGGUCUUUAGUUUGGUGUGCUAGUACCUCAUCAUUGAAGAGAAAACAACAUGACCUUCUGCUGCUUAGGUGUUUGAAAAAUGUGCAGUAAUUUUCUGCCCAGUAACAUGCCUUGGAAAAUUUGCCCAAAGUAAGCUUACAGGCAUUGUGUUUAGGAGAGGGAGGGUGUUCUGGCUUGUAAGGCAUAUUCAACAAUCAUUCUCUGCCUACCAGGCUAUUUUAGAAGUGUAGCGAUUGAAUUUUCUGAAAGUUAUGCUUCACUUUAGAAAAUACUGGAAUGUGUUUUUCUUGUGUCUGUGUCAGCUUGAGAGCUUAUCUCAAACAAAGAAUUUUGAAGAAGUAGGUCUUUAAAGAUUUGAAGGGAUGGGCUUUAGGGUAAACACAUCCUGCUUUUUAAAGAAACUGACAUUUGUGUCUUCGUGUGGUACUGCAGGUUUUUGUGCUUUCUGUGAUGAUGGGAAUUAGUUCCAAACCAGGCUGAUGAUCAACUGAACUGAGUCAACUUUUGUUGAGAUUUCCAAAGAUUUUGUUGAGAUUGCACAAGAGGUUUGAGGGAAAAAGUUUGGGGGCAUGUGACAGUUAAUCUCUUUAGCAGUAAGAAUGAAGUUUAAGCACACUGUUGGAAAUUUACUCAGUUCUGUGCUGCUCUUUGUUUUAAAUAACAAUCUCCUGCUUAGAUUGGGAGCGUAAACUUCUUUCCACUUUAGUCCAAUUAAAUCAUGCUUGGAAGCUGUCAGUGGUGGGGAGAACUCCGCCCUACCCCCCUUCUUUUAAUUGUUCAAUGAGUCUGUUGAAUAAUGAAAGAAUUUGCCUGACAGGGUUGUAGUGUUUCCUCGUCUUGAUGAAUUAUUGCAGAGGAUAAACGACACACUUUUGUCGAAAAUGCAUUGGAAUGACUCAUCCAAUUCCUCAGAAAGUGACAAUGAAGCUCAUUCAGCCUUUACACAGACUGAGCACAACAUAGUUGCAGCUUACUUAAUAACAGCAGGAGUGAUAAGCAUUUUCAGUAACAUUGUUGUGUUAGGCAUCUUUGUUAAGUACAAAGAGCUUCGGACAGCAACCAAUGCGAUUAUUAUCAACUUGGCUUUUACUGACAUUGGUGUUAGUAGCAUUGGUUAUCCCAUGUCUGCUGCCUCAGACCUGCAUGGAAGCUGGAAAUUUGGAUAUACUGGAUGCCAGAUCUAUGCUGCCUUAAAUAUCUUUUUUGGGAUGGCGAGUAUUGGUUUGCUCACUGUUGUUGCAGUUGACCGUUAUCUGACAAUCUGCAGGCCUGAUAUAGGAAGAAGAAUGACUACCCGUAGCUAUACCGCUCUAAUCAUUGCUGCUUGGAUAAAUGCAGUCUUUUGGGCUUCCAUGCCUAUUCUAGGCUGGGCUAGCUAUGCUCCGGAUCCAACUGGAGCAACGUGCACAGUAAAUUGGAGGAAAAAUGAUGUGUCCUUUGUUUCCUACACAAUGAGUGUAAUUGCUGUUAAUUUUGUUGUGCCCUUAACAGUCAUGUUUUACUGUUAUUACAAUGUUUCCCGGACAAUGAAACAAUAUGCCAGCAGUAACUGCCUGGAGAGCAUUAACAUUGAUUGGUCUGACCAAGUAGAUGUGACAAAGAUGUCUGUUGUGAUGAUUGUAAUGUUCUUGAUGGCAUGGUCUCCAUAUUCUAUUGUGUGUUUAUGGUCUUCCUUUGGAGACCCAAAGAAAAUUUCUCCUGCAAUGGCCAUAAUAGCUCCUCUUUUUGCAAAAUCUUCCACAUUCUAUAAUCCCUGUAUUUAUGUCAUUGCAAACAAAAAGUUUCGGAGGGCAAUCCUGGCAAUGGUGCGAUGUCAGACAAGACAAGAGAUAACUAUAAACAAUGCUUUGCCCAUGAGUGUAUCUCAAAGCGCAUUGACAUCAUAGAACUUCUGUCAUUUGCCUGCAUAAAUUACGUGGAAAGGAGUGAAAUCUGGAUUAAAGCUAAUUAAUCUUUUGGAAUAAUAAUCUGCCCCAGCCAGCUGUUUUUUGUUAGUCAUAGUAAUUCUUUUAG
Molecule: messenger RNA, 3537 nt
Organism: Neopelma chrysocephalum (saffron-crested tyrant-manakin)
Lineage: Eukaryota; Metazoa; Chordata; Aves; Passeriformes; Pipridae
Gene: RRH
Product: retinal pigment epithelium-derived rhodopsin homolog
Exons: 7
Coding region: 2406-3410 (334 amino acids)
Biological process (GO): G protein-coupled receptor signaling pathway; visual perception
Cellular component (GO): photoreceptor outer segment; membrane
Molecular function (GO): G protein-coupled receptor activity
Source: RefSeq, a predicted model, not a curated record